CAAUCCCUUUCAAGUUCCCCCAAAAUGGCCGACGCAAUAGUUUCGUUGAUCCUAGAGGAGCUAAAAACAACCAUCAUCGACAGAGGAAAGGAAGAGGUGAAGCUGCUGGUGGGUCUUGAGGAAGAAAUGGAAAAGCUUGAAAGAAACCUUGACCUCAUCCAUGGCGUGCUCGCUCAUGCUGAGGAGAAGAAGAGAACGGAUGAUCUUGUCAAGAAAUGGGUGGAUAGGCUGAAAGAAGCUGCUUACGACAUGGAGGAUGCAUUAGAUGAGUGGAGAACAGCAGUAGACAUGGAACUACCUGGGGCGGAAAAUCCGAGGAAGGUGCUAUUAUGCAAUUUCAGGAAGGAUGGGGGUCUACUCUAUCUUUGCCUGAGCCAAUAUGUUAACACAGCUCGCCGCCUCUUUGGGCUUACUAUUCCAAUUUCUGAAGAUACUGCCUGGGUCAGUAGAAAUAGACAGGCACUUCAGCCCAAAUUUCCUUUAGUGCCUGUUGUUGGUGUGGUGCAACUUUGCAAACCAUACUUCUACUGUCCUCCAUCCCCUCCGAACGAGCCAAAAUCCAAAGUAAGGAAACGACAAGACAACGACGUCCAUGACACUGACUCCACCAUAGGAGAAGGCACCUCCACCUAGCAUAGCCUAAACCCCAUUUCCACUACGGCUCUACCUCCUCGUCCUUCCGCCAGCCAGCCACCACCAAUCAUGCAGGUUGCCCUCUUAACUCCGCGGACCACCGCGCUCGUCUUAAUCCAACCUCUCAGCCCUUGUCAUGUCUCACA
Molecule: messenger RNA, 779 nt
Organism: Rubroshorea leprosula
Lineage: Eukaryota; Viridiplantae; Streptophyta; Magnoliopsida; Malvales; Dipterocarpaceae
Source: the annotation of a GenBank genome assembly